UCGUCUUUCUUUCUCUUCCCCUCCACAACUAGCAUAAUGGCUUUGCCCUCAAAUUCAGGCUGGGCAUCACUUCUCAAAAAUCUUCUUGAUAUAAUUUGGUGCCUAUGGCGGACUGUAUCAGAUUCGUGCCGUUUGCAAGGAGUGGCAAUGUGUAGCAAUUGAAAAUUUUCAGCAAGUGCGCACUAACCACAAACAUGACCGUCCUCACCAACAACAGGUCCCAUUGCUGAUGGUUCCCACAGACAAUAGCACGGAUAGGCGUUGUUUAUAUGAUGUCACACGAAAAAGUCUCUGCGAGUUUCAGUAUUACAAUAUAAGGUGUGGCGGAUGUUCUCAUGGUUGGUUGAUUCUGGUGGAAGAGUCCUUUGAGGUAACCCUCUUCAACCCAUUCUCUGGAAAAGCCAUUCAUCUUCCGCCUCUCAAAAGAUUAGUAUUUGAAAAACGUUAUCGGGAUGAAUUUGAUGAAAUGUCAGCUCUUCCUCAUCUUCAAAUGGUUGAAUACGAAAAGCGAAUGCGAGAAGAAUGUGAUGAAGAUGAAAUAGAACUUGAAGGACAUAACCAAGAGGAAGAAGAGGAAGAAGAGGGCGAAGGAGAAAUUGAACAAGUUGAAGGAGAUGCGGAUUUUAAGGCUGAAAGAUUGCACCAGAGCGACUAUUCAAUAGUAAGGGGUGUAUUAUCAUCCGAUCCUGAUGUGAACAUGAAUGAUUAUGUACUCAUGGUAAUAUAUGGUUCGCAGGAAAGACUAGCACUCAUCAAAUCAGGUGAUAAACAUUGGACUUACAUUGACAAAAAUGUUUGCGGUUUCUUUAAAAGCACCUAUUCCAAAUGUAUGGUGUUCCCUGACAGAGGGUUAUGGCAUUGGAAAGAUAUCAUUUGUAGCAAUGGGUUAUUCUAUGUAUUAGACCACCUCGGUGUGCUUUUAUCUUGUGACGUGAGUAGCAAUUUGAAAUUGAAAAGGUUUACUGAACUUGAUACCGAUACUCUCCACCGGAAUGCCCGUCACAAAACAUAUUUGGUAGAAUCUCCCGAAGGAGAUCUCUUACGAGUUAUAAAGAUAGGUGAUGAUGAAGAUGAUAGUAUGACCACCAUUGGAUUCAUGAUUUAUAAGUUAGUAGAUUCUUUAGAGAAUCCAAAAUGGAGCAGGGUUCGUAGCUUGGGCGAUGUUUCCUUAUUUUUGGGAGACAACCAUUCAACUUCUGUCAGAGCUUCUGAUUUUACAGGAUGUCAGCCAAAUUCCAUAUUCUUUUGUGAUGAUUACUUCGAGUACUAUUAUUUACGUGGAGGCCCUACUGACAUCGGUGUGUGUGAUUUACAUGAUGGAACGAUUAGAAGACAUUAUUCACUCCAUUCUUCCCAGAAGUUGAUGCCACCCCCGCUUUGGAUUUUGCCUAAGUUUGUAUGUAGCCAUAUUUCUUCUUGA
Vitis vinifera (wine grape) is the source of this 1420-nucleotide messenger RNA. RefSeq names its product putative F-box protein At5g55150. The record is from RefSeq and is a predicted model, not a curated record. Lineage: Eukaryota; Viridiplantae; Streptophyta; Magnoliopsida; Vitales; Vitaceae. The transcript has a single exon. The coding region runs from base 230 to 1420 and encodes 396 amino acids.